CCGAGCUCGCCCACGUGUCCGCAGAGAACAUGCUAGCGGUGCACUUCGACCCGCCCGGAGGGCCAGAAAACCUUCACCUGAAGAAGGUGCCCAAGCCGAGCCCGGGAGAGGGCGAAGUCCUCCUGAAGGUGGUGGCCAGCGCCCUGAACCGGGCGGACCUGCUGCAGAGACAAGGCCAGUAUGCCCCACCCCCAGGAGCCAGCAGCAUUUUGGGACUCGAGGCAUCUGGGCACGUGGCAGAGCUGGGGCCUGGCUGCCAGGGCCACUGGAAGAUUGGGGACCCAGCCAUGGCUCUGCUGUCCGGUGGGGGCCAGGCUCAGUAUGUUACCGUCCCUGAAGGGCUCCUCAUGCCCAUCCCAGAGGGACUGUCCUUGUCCCAGGCUGCAGCCAUUCCGGAGGCCUGGCUCACUGCCUUCCAGCUAUUACAUCUACUGGGAAAUGUUCAGGCUGGAGAGUCUGUGCUGAUCCAUGCAGGAUUGAGUGGUGUGGGCACGGCUGCCAUCCAGCUUGUCCGGAUGGCAGGAGCUAUUCCGCUGGUCACAGCUGGAUCCCAGCACAAACUUCAAAUGGCAGAAAAACUUGGGGCAGCUGCUGGAUUCAAUUACAAAGAAGUGGACUUUUCUGAAGCAACACUGAGAUUCACCAAAGGCGCUGGAGUCAACCUUAUUCUAGACUGCAUAGGCGGAUCCUACUGGGAGAAAAAUGUCAACUGCCUGGCUCUUGAUGGUCGAUGGGUUCUCUAUGGUCUGAUGGGAGGAGCUAACAUCAGUGGACCUCUGUUUUCAAAGCUACUUUUUAAACGCGGAAAUCUGAUAACCAGCCUACUGAGAUCCAGAGACAAAAAGUACAAGCAAAGGUUGGUAAAGGCUUUCACGGAACAAAUCCUGCCUCACUUCUCCACGGAGGGACCCCAGCGUCUCCUGCCCGUUCUGGACAAAGUUUACCCAGUGACUGAAAUCCAAGAGGCCCAUGUGUAUAUGGAGUCGAACAAGAACAUAGGCAAAAUCAUCCUGGAGCUGCCCCAGUGAAGGAGGAUGGGGCAAUGCAGGUUAAGACUAACUCAGGCCUGCCCAGAGCAAACUUGGAGGAAAUUCACAGUACAGUAAGCAGGCACUACCCAUGUUAGCCUGUAACACAGGCCUUCCCCUCCCUUCAGGCCCUCACCCCGCCUCAUCAAUUGAUCCGUGCAGAACUGGUAUAAAGAAAUAAAGAGGGUCUCCCCGGUGGCGCAGACAGUUGAGCACAGCGCUCUGAAGCUGUCUGCAGCCUCUGCAGUGCGGGUUGGAUUCCCGGCGGCCCAGGGAGAAACCCACAAGGCGCAGCGGACCUCUCCUGACUCCCCCACUGCUCCCCUCAGCAGUGCUUUGGGUCCAUCUGCCUGUUCUGCUCCCAGCUCUGUCUCUGGGGAAUCCUCUCUCCCCUCCACACCUCUGGCCUGUA
Molecule: messenger RNA, 1440 nt
Organism: Talpa occidentalis (Iberian mole)
Lineage: Eukaryota; Metazoa; Chordata; Mammalia; Eulipotyphla; Talpidae
Gene: TP53I3
Product: tumor protein p53 inducible protein 3
Exons: 5
Coding region: 30-1028 (332 amino acids)
Molecular function (GO): quinone reductase (NADPH) activity; NADPH binding; quinone binding
Source: RefSeq, a predicted model, not a curated record